This is a messenger RNA of Mya arenaria, 1592 nucleotides long. RefSeq lists its product as uncharacterized. The transcript has 3 exons. The coding region runs from base 181 to 771 and encodes 196 amino acids. The record is from RefSeq and is a predicted model, not a curated record. Gene Ontology annotation, molecular function: oxygen binding; heme binding. NCBI's taxonomy places the organism in Eukaryota, Metazoa, Mollusca, Bivalvia, Myida, Myidae.
UGCACUUAAUGUAGAAAAACCGAAGUAGUGAGGAGGUGUUUUUCUUUUCAUUGUAUUAAUAUUGGAUAGCAUCUUAAAUAACAUGCUCUUACGCAUUACAAUACAAUAUUAUAAUCGUAUGAUUAUACGGAUAAUGACAUUUUAAAGUCAAAGUUAAACUUUACAAAACGCUUGUAAAGCAUGGGAUGUAUAUAUUCAAAGAAAAGAAAAGAAGCCCUUCGGAAGAAUAAGACCGUCAAUACACAAGCACGUAAAAAGUACCUGCCUACCAACACAGGGGAUGGAGACACUAACGGGAAUAGCCAGAUCCCGACCCUUCCUGAGUUUACCGACUGUCAAAAAGACCUGGUGACCAAGUCGUGGACAAUUGUUAAAGAUGACAUGGACCAACUAGGCAUCAAUAUAUUUAUGAAACUGUUUGCAAGUCAUCCGGACGUACAGGACGUUUUUGCGCCAUUUAGAGGUAUGAGUCCGGAGGACCUCAGCCAGAGUAACCAGCUUCGCUCCCAUGCCAUGCGGGUGAUGGGUACUGUGGACAAGUGCCUGAGCUGUAUAUACGAGUCAGAUAAAGUCGUAAAAAUCCUCCAGGAACUCGGCUCAAGACACGUGAUGUACACGGCAAAGGUCGACUAUAUGGACUUGAUCGGACCGCAGUUUAUCCUGGCGAUUCAGCCUGUUUUGGACGACGAGUGGACUCCGGAACUGGAACAGGCGUGGUCGGACCUUUUCAAGUUGAUAGCACACAUUAUGAAGGCAGCAAUGACCUUUUGAUGCAAACACGACAGUUGCACGGCUAUUGUGAAAAUACUAAUCACCACGGCAGUACGGCGUUGUGAAUAGGUGUGGAUACUGAAACUUACCCUUAAAUAUCAAGCAAACUACUGGUAUUGAUAACAGUGGUCCAUGAUAGACAAAUAAUUUUGGGCAAGGAAGAACAUUUGUGAAGAAUGACCGACCUUUUCUAUCAAUGCUACUGGUCUGGUGAAUAAAUUCGGUGGUACCUGCUAAAAAAGAGAUAAUUUCUAUAUAAUUUCUAUUGUGUUUGCCACCAUUUCUACGUAAAUGUACAUUUAUUGAAAAUCAUAUAUUUUCAAUUAUUAUCACAAGGUAACAUGGAUUCAUUCCCUAUAAUAUAUUAUAUGAUAUUUUGUUCGGUUAUUCGAAAGGCUUAAACGUCAAGGGCCAAGUUUAUUUUCAAUCCAUUUGUUGAUAUUGUUUUGGGAAGAAGAGCAAAACCACUGCACUAUUACGUAGUUUUACGUGUUUAACAGAACAUGAUAUUGCAAACUAUUAAACAGUUUCUAGAGUGUGUCUCUCCAUCUUAAUGUGCCAAUUUUCGAAGCGAAUGCUAUAUGCAGGAUAAAAAGGCAGAAGAUAUAUGUUACACAUCAAACAGACAUUUUAGAGAUGGAGUCAUAUUCAUUUUGCUUUAACACGACCUUGUAAAAUCAUGGCAAAAUCUACGAUCCACGAAAUUAUCACAAUUGUGUAAACAUCUUGGUCCUCUUGGCAGUGUGUAGAAUUGUUUCUUUGCUUUCGUGUCAAUAGGGUUGAAAUAAUCAGCUAAUCGUUAAGCAAAUACAUGAAGGCAA